GACAACUCAACGCUUGGCUCAAGGAGUGAAAAGUAUCAAGAUGGUAGAGAGGGAGUAAGGUGGCUCGAGGAGGCGCAGAGCAGUCUGCGGUCUACGCACAGUAGGAUUCGAAGUUACUUCUUCCCCGAGUCCGCCAACGUAACCAUGUUUGGGAUGACACUCCCGGUUCUUCGUUGGAUUACCCACUUUCUUCACUUUGCCUUGGUUAUCAUUCAUAUUGUAUUCCUCAAAAUACACGCGACACGUGCGGAGCAAUACUGGAUCAAUACCGUUCUUCAAGAAGGAUCCAGGUUGCCGACGAUUCUGAGCGUAAGCCAGCAGGCAUUUUACACGGUGUACUCGACGAUACUUGUCACACUCACCCAGCGACUUGGGCUACUUCGCGCUCUACAUCGUCGACAGUCGCUGACCACACUGUCAGACGCAUCGAGUGCAUGGAGCGGCCUUGGUAGCGCCCUGGUAUCAUUGUGGAACAACACCCACAUGCCCGCAGGGGUGGUUUCUUCCACCAUUAUCACCGCUUAUCUUGGAUGUGCCCUUGUGCUUCAUGUUGUGAGCAGUAGCAUCAUGUCUAUGGCGCCUACCGGCUAUCAGACCGUUCAGAAUGCAUCCGCGCCAAUCUGGGUUAUGCGUGGCUGGCCUGUUAACCUCAGCAAAGAAUCUGCAAAAUAUUUCGACUGGACCACUCUUGUCGGGUUUACGUUCAAACACGAUGGUAUGCCAUCUUACGAGGAGCCUGGUUUAGAUGGGACCACCGUGUACGAUACGGUCGAUACAUCAGAGUGGGCCGGGACGAUCCAAUUAAAUGCCACUACAGUUGAUUUUAAAUGUGGCCUUGUUCCAUCGGCUAACAUGACGCUGACGACGAAAGCCUCUGCCGAGAAUACUCUGGUUUGGAACGGCUAUGCUUCAAACACAUCACUAUCGGUUCCUUGGAUAAAUCUCGUGACAUAUAACGAGCAAAUGACAAAUCUGAUCAAUGGCUCUGGCGUAGACGUCGUUUAUAUGAUCACCACCGCUCUCGACUCCUCAUCUUCAUUGGACAACGCAUAUGGAGUUCCGAUGAACUGGACCUACUCCAAUGGCACAGGUAUUCAGCAAGCGAGAGUGCAAGCUUUUUUCGCAGGUUGCUCGAUGAUAGCCGCCUCGAAAAAUGUACUCACGGACAUUCAAACCAACGAGGUACUGAGUUGUCUGCCACCAUCAAGCGAUGAUGGUCAGCAAAUGUGGCAGGGUUUACCGAAUGGAAACUCGUAUACAAAUGUCUUCACGAACGGCUCAGGGGAGACUUUGGGUAAUAUGACGCAAGGCUCGGAGGUAGCUAGUCAGACAACUACAGAAGCCCACCAAUGGUUGUCCCUAGCACUGGCAAAAUCGCCGCACUCUACCAUCAGAAUAUCGGAUUUCGGGGGGCCAGGAUACACAAUUUCGACUGCUGACUACUAUUUGAUGAGACAGCUAGGAAUUGAUACUUCGUCUCUGGCCAAUAAUAGCUCACAGAUGUCUACCACUGCACCUCCCAACCCGACCUUCUCCCUCAACGUGACCAACCUUGAGAGUGCACUCGCCAAAACCGCAGCCAAGAUUCUAAACACACUAACAUGGUUUGAACCUAUGGCACCAGAUUAUAUACAAUCUACCCCGGUAGAAAGCCGAGAGUACAGGGUCGAAGUAGAAGUGCCGAAAAUUGUUCUGAUUUCCAUGCUCAAUAUUAACUUGACUCCGCUUCUUUUCGCGUUCUUUGCCUCCUUCAUCAUGCUCGUCAUAUCUGUCUAUGUCGUAGGGUUUCAGAGCCGUGACAACCUGGUUGUUCGCAACGCCAGUAUGCUCGAGACCCUAUGGCUGGCCAAUCGCAACCCACUCCUUCGGGACAGGUUUGACGAGGUGAAUGACCCUACCAUUGAUAACCUUAGAGCGGCCGGGAUGUUUGAGAUCUGCUUGUCAGAAGACUUCGACAGCGGGAGGGUUAAGGCAAAAGAGAAGGAGUUCGACAUCGCAGCAUAUUUAUAACUAGACACGAUACGUCAGCCACCUGUUGUUUCUUCUCAAGCCAACUCAGCCUUGAUAGCUCUUUAUUACGUUCUUACAUCUACAUGCUCGUACUUGGGGAGCCAGGGUCACGAAGUUUCACUAAGCGUUUAUUCAGUCAAUCCAUGCUUAAUUUUGCC
Messenger RNA from Coniophora puteana RWD-64-598 SS2, 2168 nucleotides. RefSeq lists its product as uncharacterized. The transcript has 10 exons. The record is from RefSeq and is a predicted model, not a curated record. Bases 145 to 2010 code for a protein of 621 amino acids. Lineage: Eukaryota; Fungi; Basidiomycota; Agaricomycetes; Boletales; Coniophoraceae.